Molecule: messenger RNA, 922 nt
Organism: Mercenaria mercenaria
Lineage: Eukaryota; Metazoa; Mollusca; Bivalvia; Venerida; Veneridae
Exons: 3
Coding region: 140-481 (113 amino acids)
Source: RefSeq, a predicted model, not a curated record
AUUUUAUUUGUAUAAAUACGGUAACGUGAAUUUUAAAUUGUAAUGUUACACGUUCAUUGGGAAAUAGUUGCAUCCGUCUUAGGUCCCAUAGUUUGUCUACCAUUUUGUUUCUACAAGAAGUAAUUAUUAUUUACGGAUAAUGGCUCAGGUCGGUCAGUGGUCCCAUUCCCUGUUUGGAUGCUUUGAUAAUUUCGGGACAUGUAUUAUAACGUACUUUGUACCUUGUGUGACCUUUGGUCAGACUGCGGAGGCAAUCGGUGAGGGCAGCUGUGUUACAUGCGGGCUUGCUUAUUUCGUGCCGAUACUCAACAUCAUCACAUGGCUGAAUAUCAGAGGAAAGAUAAGGGAGAUGAAAGGUAUAGAAGGAUCCACAGUCAAUGACUGUCUGACCAUAUUGUGUUGUCCCCUUUGCGCACUCGUCCAGGAAGCACAGGAAGUGCAGGGAGGCGGUCCAAGCGCACAGAGCAUGUCAAGAGAAUAACCGGAACCGGAAGUUGAACACUCAUUUUGUAAAAUAACCAUUAGUUUUUUUAAUGUGUUAUUUGCAGUUGUUAUAAUGGUCGCACGAUAAAUAUUUCCAUUAACACCACAAGAGACUAUCGGAUUUUCUUCCGGUCUUAAGUUACAUUUUUCAGUCAAUGACUCUGAACAUUACCAUGAGAAUUAUUGAUGAUAUAUAUAUAACAAUCAUGUUCUCGCCAUUUUACACUGAGACUUCUGACACUGUUAACCUUGCUCAUAAUCGAACUAUGCAUGUAUUCUUUUAGUGGAACGCUUGUGUGUGUAUGUGUGUGAAAGCUGUAUAAGUGAAAUAGUUUCACCAUGAAUAAAUACAUUCCCCUUGAGCAUCAUGAUUUCAAAUAAAAUUGUUUAAUAAUGUAUUUUAAAGUAGUAUUUUGUAUAAAUAAAGCAUUCCCAUGAG